This is a messenger RNA of Prunus mume (Japanese apricot), 1940 nucleotides long. RefSeq names its product cytochrome P450, family 78, subfamily A, polypeptide 5 (gene CYP78A5). Gene Ontology annotation, molecular function: oxidoreductase activity, acting on paired donors, with incorporation or reduction of molecular oxygen; iron ion binding; monooxygenase activity. NCBI's taxonomy places the organism in Eukaryota, Viridiplantae, Streptophyta, Magnoliopsida, Rosales, Rosaceae. The record is from RefSeq and is a predicted model, not a curated record.
CUUCGUCUUCCUCUCUCCCACUCUCUGAAAAACCGUUUUCACCUCUCUGCAAACUCCCAAAGCGUCUCGCAUUCCAGCUCUGCGACGCCAAAAUGUCACUCGAAUACCACCUCUUGUUCAUACCCAGGAUGGUUCUUCAAUCAUCUGUUCUGGGCUUUGAGGCAUUUGCUUGUUUGUUUCUGUUCAUGGCUGUCUUUGGUUUCUGGCUCUUCCCCGGUGGCCUUGCUUGGGCUUUUUGCAAGGUCCGGGCUUUCAAAGCGAUUCCGGGUCCACCCGGUUACCCGCUUAUCGGGUCACUCACUGUUUUCACUGGUUCUACGCGUCACCGAGUGCUUGCUAAGAUGGCUAAGAGCCUCAAGGCCGAAGCUUUGAUGUCUUUCUCCGUGGGGCUAACUCGGUUUGUCAUCUCAAGUCAGCCAGAGACUGCUAAAGAAAUUUUGAACAGCUCUGCUUUUGCCAAUAGGCCUGCAAAUGAGACGGCCUACGAGCUUUUGUUUUACAGAGCAAUGGGGUUUGCGCCGUAUGGAGAGUACUGGAGGAAUUUGAGAAGGAUAGCAGCAACCCAUUUGUUUAGUCCUAAGAGAAUGGCUGGCUCUGAAGUUUUUAGACGUGAAGCGGGGUUGAAAAUGGCUGAGGAGAUUAGGAGUUUGAUGGUUGAGAAAGGUGAGGUUCAGAUGAAAAACGUGCUUCAUUUUGGGUCUUUGAACAACGUGAUGAUGACUGUGUUUGGGCGCUGCUAUGAGUUUGGGGAAGGCGGCGAAGGGCAUGAGCUUGAGAAGCUGGUCAGGGAAGGGUAUGAGCUGCUUGGUUUAUUCAACUGGAACAACCAUUUUCCAUUUCUGGGUUGGUUGGAUUUGCAGGGUGUGAGGAAGAGGUGCAGAAUUUUGGUCUCAAAAGUGAAUGCUUUUGUCGGAAAAAUCAUUGAAGAGCAUAGGCUGAAGGUCAAAGGUGACAACUUUGACACCGACUGCAAUGGGGAUUUUGUUGAUGUUUUGCUUGCUAUGGAAAAUGAUCACAAACUCGGUGACUCUGACAUGAUCGCCGUGCUUUGGGAGAUGAUCUUCCGAGGAACUGACACAGUAGCUACUCUGCUAGAAUGGGUUCUUGCAAGAAUGGUUUUGCACCCAGAAAUACAAGCCAAAGCCCAAAGUGAAAUCGACUCUGCGGUUGGCGCCUCAAGGCCUGUUUUGGGCUCUGGUCUGAGGGUGCACCCACCAGGGCCUUUGCUCUCAUGGGCUCGCAUUGCAAUCCAUGAUGUUUAUGUCGGUGAAAACUUCAUCCCAGCAGGAACCACAGCCAUGGUGAACAUGUGGGCAAUAACUCAUGAUGAAAAGGUCUGGUCUGAGCCAAAAUUGUUUAGGCCCGAGCGUUUCUUGGAAGAGGAAGUGAGCAUCGUGGGCACUGACCUGAGGCUGGCUCCCUUUGGUUCUGGGAGGAGGGUGUGCCCUGGAAGAGCCUUGGGAUUGGCUUCUGUUCAACUCUGGCUGGCUCAGUUGCUUCAGAACUUCAAUUGGGUUCCUUCUGAGAAAAGUGAUGUGGAUUUGUCCGAGUGUUUGAAACUGUCUAUGGAGAUGAAGAGCCCACUGGUUUGCAGGGCGGUUCCUAGGUUUGUUUGAUGAUACUUUUCAUUUUAUGUUGGGGCUGGUGCUGUGUGUUUAUUUAUUGUAAAAUUAAUGUGGACCCUGUUCUGGUGUUAGAGUAGACUUAAAUUAGGUUGCUUAGGUUGUGCAAGUUGGAGUAAAUGGUCUCCUGGGUGUGCAAGUUUUGAGUAUGCAGCUGGUCUCACGCACCGCACACAAGUUUGGGUUUUUCUGAUGUGCAGAAAAUGUAGCAGCUGCUUCUGAUGCAUUAAGUUACUUUGGUCUGGUUUUAUGUAAUGCAUGGGCAUCUUAUGUUGUGAAAUAAAAGUUAAUUAAUGAUGUGUGUAUAUUUAUCAGAAA